Molecule: messenger RNA, 3237 nt
Organism: Sungouiella intermedia
Lineage: Eukaryota; Fungi; Ascomycota; Pichiomycetes; Serinales; Metschnikowiaceae
Source: the annotation of a GenBank genome assembly
AUGAAGCUUUCCGUAGCAAAGUUGGCCGUAGGAUUACUCCUGACAACCUCUGUCUUCGGAUUGGAAAUCACCAGUGAUACCAUAGAGUAUGGUCCACUCGCUGUCCAAAUUGGAGCGCUUCAUGUUCAUCCCAACGUCUACUUUUCUAUCGUUAAUAAUUUGGCAACAGUUAUUGGAGGAAACCUUGAUAUCGAAGGUUCGUUUUAUGUCACCAGCACCAACGGUCUUGCUUCUGCUGUCGCGGCCGUAAGUGGAACCAUCCAUAAUACGGGAUUGAUUGCCUUCGAUGCUUUGGGCGCAAAUGUUGCUUCAACAUUUGACUUCGCUAGUAUUGGAGAAUUCGUCAACUCUGGAUCAAUGUUUUUCGGUUCUGCUUUUGGAUUAUUGUCUCCAGCUACACCAUUCACCGUUACAUCAGUUCUUGGUUGGGAAAACACAGGUUUGAUGUAUUUUAAGCAAGCUGCUGGUAAUCCAUCCUUGGUUGCACUUACUUCUGCCAUUAAUGACGGACUUCUUACCAUUACUAACGAGGGAACAAUCUGCUUGGAAAACACAUAUUACCUCCAAACAACCAGUGUUGUAGGUGGAGGAUGCUUUGUUGCUCGUAAUCGUGGAACUGUGCAGUUGGCCCUUAAUGUUGGGGAUCUCGUGUUUAAUUUCGAUGAAGCACAAUCAGUUUAUCUUGAAACUGCCUCUUCAACCUUGAAUGUUUUAGGAUUAUCUCUUUCACUUACUGGUAUUCCAGUCAUUAAGGUGUAUGGUUUCGGCAAUGGUAACAAGAUUAGUAUCAACUUGGUGUUCAUUGGAACCGGUUACAACCCAAACACCGGUAUCUUAACUUUGAGUCUUACUCCAUUGUUGCAAGUGAGAUUUGACAUUGGACCUGGCUACAAUCCAAGCAAUUUCAGGUACAACGGUAUUCUCGGACUUUCAACACAGAUAUGGACUACCCAAUCACCACCAGAUACUAAUUCCAUUCCAAGCGUCUGCUUGUGUGAGGACUUCCCUGUUCCACCGACAUCGACAUCAAGCAGCGCCUCGAGCAGCACUUCUGAGUCUAGCAGCACUUCUGAGUCUAGCAGCACUUCUGAGUCUAGCAGCACUUCUGAGUCUAGCAGCACUUCUGAGUCUAGCAGCACUUCUGAAUCUAGCAGCACUUCUGAAUCUAGCAGCACUUCUGAAUCUAGCAGCACUUCUGAAUCUAGCAGCACUUCUGAGUCGUCCAACACCUCUGAAUCCAGCAACACUGCUGAGUCGUCUAACACUUCUGAGUCGUCCAACACUUCUGAGUCGUCUAACACUUCUGAGUCGUCCAACACUUCUGAGUCGUCCAACACCUCUGAAUCCAGCAAUACUGCUGAGUCGUCUAACACUUCUGAGUCGUCCAACACUUCUGAGUCGUCCAACACCUCUGAAUCCAGCAAUACUGCUGAGUCGUCUAACACUUCUGAGUCGUCCAACACUUCUGAGUCGUCCAACACUUCUGAGUCGUCCAACACUUCUGAGUCGUCCAACACUUCUGAGUCGUCCAACACCUCUGAAUCCAGCAACACUGCUGAGUCGUCUAACACUUCUGAGUCGUCCAACACCUCUGAGUCGUCCAACACCUCUGAAUCCAGCAAUACUGCUGAGUCGUCUAACACUUCUGAGUCGUCCAACACUUCUGAGUCGUCCAACACUUCUGAGUCGUCCAACACUUCUGAGUCGUCCAACACUUCUGAGUCGUCCAACACCUCUGAAUCCAGCAACACUGCUGAGUCGUCUAACACUUCUGAGUCGUCCAACACCUCUGAAUCCAGCAAUACUGCUGAGUCGUCUAACACUUCUGAGUCGUCCAACACUUCUGAGUCGUCCAACACUUCUGAGUCGUCCAACACUUCUGAGUCGUCCAACACUUCUGAGUCGUCCAACACCUCUGAAUCCAGCAACACUGCUGAGUCGUCUAACACCUCUGAGUCUACCAACACUUCUAGCAACACCUCUGAGUCGUCCAACACUUCUGAGUCGAGCAACACUUCUGAGUCUACCAACACUCUGGCCACUUCCAGUGCUUCAGGAACUAGCAGUGCUUCAGAAUCUGGUAACACAUCAGAAGCUAGUAGCAGUGAGUCCAAUACUGGAUCUGGUAGCGUUCUGACUGGGGGUAGCUCUCAAACCGGAGGCAGUGAUACGAGCCUGACCACAACGGGUAGUUAUAUUACGACUGGAAGCAGCUCGGACACUUACACUGGAUGGAACAAUAGUACCUACACCGGUGGUAACACCAACACCAACACCGGAGGCAGCACCAACACCAACACUGGAGGCAGCACCAACACCAACACCGGAGGCAGCACUAACACCAACACUGGAGGCAGCACUAACACCAACACCGGAGGCAACACCAACACCAACACCGGAGGCAGCACCAACACCAACACUGGAGGCAGCACCAACACCAACACCGGAGGCAGCACUAACACCAACACUGGAGGCAGCACUAACACCAACACCGGAGGCAACACCAACACCAACACCGGAGGCAGCACCAACACCAACACUGGAGGCAGCACCAACACCAACACCGGAGGCAGCACCAACACCAACACCGGAGGCAGCACUAACACCAACACUGGAGGCAGCACUAACACCAACACCGGAGGCAACACCAACACCAACACCGGAGGCAACACCAACACCAACACCGGAGGCAACACCAACACCAACACUGGAGGCAACACUAACACCAACACCGGAGGCAGCACCAAUACCAACACUGGAGGUAGCACUAACACCAACACCGGAGGCCAACCAACUACAACCAGCUCAACAUCAACUAGUACUAAUGGUUCUGGCUCUGGUUCUGGCUCUGGUUCUGGCUCUGGCUCUGGCAAUGGUUCUGGAUCUGGCUCAGGCAAUGGUUCCGGUUCUGGAUCUGGAUCUGGUUCUGGCUCUGGUUCUGGCUCUGGCUCUGGCUCGGGCUCUGGAUCUGGUUCUGGCUCUGGCAAUGGCUCUGGCUCUGGCUCUGGCUCUGGAUCUGGCUCGGGCUCUGGAUCUGGCUCUGGCUCUGGCUCUGGCUCUGGAUCUGGAUCUGGCUCGGGCUCUGGAUCUGGCUCUGGCUCUGGAUCUGGCUCUGUCUCUGGCUCUGGCUCUGGAUCAGAAUCUUCUCCUUCCGUUAUUGCUACUGGACUGGCUACUGCUGUCAAGAUCUCAACUUCAGUUUUGCUUGCAACUAUGUUGACCUUGAUUAUGCUCUAA